CCCCCCCAAUCUCACUAAAAACUAGCGGAGUACAAACCAACAUAUUACACCCCUUUAAAUCCUACAAAUAAUAAAUUCCACUUAACAGUUAAUGGAUACCCCAAUUCUAAUCCUCUUCAUCUCCCUACUCAUAUCAUCUCUACCACCUUUGUUUUCAAUCUCAUCAUCACAUGAUACGUUAUCCGCAUCCUCAUUCCUCUCUUUUUCCGACGUCUUAAUUUCAGCAAACGGAAUCUUCUCCGCCGGCUUCCACUCCAUCGGCGAAAAUGCCUAUUGCUUUUCCAUAUGGUUCACUAAACGCACAUCCGACGGUGAUCUCACUGUCGUUUGGAUGGCCAAUCGCGACCGACCCGUCAAUGGAGAACGUUCCAAACUCUCUCUCCUUAAAUCCGGCAACCUCAUACUGACCGAUGCCGCCCAAUUCGAAGUUUGGUCCACAAACACCAAAUCAAUUUCCCCACUUUAUUUACAACUUCUAAAUACGGGUAACCUCGUUCUUCGAAAUCGAAGUGGUUCUAUGAAGGUCUGGGAAAGUUUUGAUUCACCGACAGACACCCUUCUUCCAAACCAACCCAUAACCCGAAAUUCAAAACUCGUCUCCUCUCGAAGCCAUACAAAUUUCUCAUCUGGAUUUUACGCCCUGUUUUUCGACCACGAUAACGUCCUCCGUUUACUAUUUGACGGCGCGGAGACUUCCAGCAUGUACUGGCCCGACCCGUGGUUGAUCAGCUGGGAGGCGGGUCGGACCAGCUAUAAUAACAGUCGAACUGCGGCGUUCAAUUCAUCUGGGUAUUUCCGAUCAAGUGAUGAUUUUGAGUUUAAGGCUUCGGAUUAUGGGAUUGAGGGUUGGAGAAGAUUGAGAAUGGAUGUGGAUGGGAAUGUGAGAUUGUAUAGUUUGGAUGAGGGGAAGAGAAUUUGGAAUGUUUCUUGGCAAGCCAUAAGUCAGCCGUGCAAGAUCCAUGGAGUUUGUGGGCCUAACGCGAUGUGUAAUUAUGAUUAUCCCGGGGAGAAUUCCGGUCGGCGAUGCUCUUGUUUACCCGGGUACAAGGAAAAAAACCUUACAGAUUGGUCUCUCGGGUGUGAACCGGAGUUCAACCUCUCCUGCAACGCAGCCGAAUCUGGUUUCAUGGAACUCCCUCACACAGAGUUCUACGGCUACGAUAUCAAAUUCUAUGAAAAUUACACCUAUGAAAGGUGUGAGGAAGUAUGCUUACAAAGCUGCAAAUGCUACGGCUUCAAUUUCAAAUUUAACGGCGACAAUGGAUAUUACAAUUGUUUUCCAAAGUCACUGUUGCUUAACGGAUACAGAUCCCCUGCAUUUGGGGAUCCUUUAUAUCUAAGGCUGCCCAAAGCCUCCGUCACUUUUUAUGCACAUCAAAAACAAGAAAUCGGGUUGCAUUGCCCCUCGACCACACAAAACUUGCUACUUGAUAGAGGUUACAAGAAACCCAAACAAAACGGGAUGUUGCAGUUUAUGGUUUGGUUCGCCUCUGCAUUUGGCGCCUUUGAAAUCUUUUGUAUUUGUUUCAUAUGGUUAUUGUUGUACAAAACCCAACAAAAAUCAAGUGAAAACACACAAAGUUACCUUCUAGUUGUGAGCGGGUUUAGGAAAUUCACUUAUGCCAAGUUGAAGAAAGCAACGAGAAAUUUUAGGGAAGAAAUCGGAAGAGGAGGCAGUGGGAUUGUGUACAAAGGAGUUUUAUCUGACCGUAGAGUUGCAACAAUCAAGAGACUCAACGAGGCUAAUCAAGGGGAAGCAAAAUUUUUAGCGGAAGUAAGCAUCAUUGGAAGAGUUAACCACAUGAACUUGAUAGAGAUUUGGGGAUACUGCGUCGAAGAAAAUCAUAGGCUGUUGGUUUACGAGUAUAUGGAGUGUGGAUCGUUAGGAGAGAAUCUUAUUUCUGGCACCCUUGAUUGGGAGAAGAGGUUUGAUAUUGUAGUUGGCUCUGCGAGGGGCCUAGCUUAUCAGCACGAAGAGUGUUUGGAGUGGGUUCUCCAUUGCAACGUGAAGCCUCAAAACAUUCUCUUGGACUCUAAUUUCCAAUCCAAGGUUGCAGAUUUCGGCCUCCCCAAGCUAGUAAACAGAGGGGGUGGUGGAAAGAAUUCAAGCUUUUCCAAAGUGAGGGAGACUAGAGGUUACAUGGUGCCCUAGUGGAUUUCCAACCUC
Molecule: messenger RNA, 2167 nt
Organism: Rhododendron vialii
Lineage: Eukaryota; Viridiplantae; Streptophyta; Magnoliopsida; Ericales; Ericaceae
Product: putative receptor protein kinase ZmPK1
Exons: 3
Coding region: 92-2152 (686 amino acids)
Biological process (GO): protein phosphorylation; recognition of pollen
Molecular function (GO): ATP binding; protein kinase activity
Source: RefSeq, a predicted model, not a curated record